GGUUUCCGGGAGGCUGGCGGCGUUAGGUGGAGGAAGGAUAGCCGUGGGCUCGCCAUGGGUUACAGCGGUCUAACGGUGCCCAUCAUCGUCCUCACCGUAUUCUGGGGUGUAGUGGGCGGCGUUGUGCCUUGGUUUAUCCCGAAAGGACCAAAUCGAGGUGUCAUUAAUACAAUGCUGGUGACGACUGCUGUUUGUUGCUACCUUUUCUGGCUAAUUGCAAUCCUGUCCCAGUUGAAUCCUCUAUUUGGUCCACAGUUAAAAAAUGAAACAAUCUGGUACUUGUUCUACCAGUGGCCCUGAAUUCAUCAGCAAAAAGCAUUCUAUGGAGUAGAGAGAAUGAAAAUGCCUUAAACUGCAAAUGAUUAUUUCUUCUGCACCUGAGUAACUUUAAAAUGGGAACUUUUCCAAACAACAUUCAACAGCAUGGAUCAAUUUGAAUUCUGAAUUCUGAUUUAUAAUGUGUGAACUGGAAUAGGUGAUACUUGGCAGUUGAAGUAAUAAGACUAACAAGUAUGACUGUUUAACAGCAAUGUAGUAGUAAUUAAUUAUGUUUUGCAGCAGAGAACUUUGAACAUUUUUUAAAACAUUUGAGCUAAAGAUUUAAAACAGAACGUAGAACUAGGGGAAAUGUGUAUCAAACAAAUGAUUAUUUUGUGAUAUUUUUGUACCAACCUGAUUGCAUAAUGCCUUAUGAAAAUGUGGAACUAGUUAAUAUUUUCUUGCAGGUUUUGAUUUCACUAAAGAACACAAUUUAAAUCUUGGGAACAAACAAUUUAAUAAAUUCUUAAAAAUA
Messenger RNA from Pristis pectinata (smalltooth sawfish), 793 nucleotides. RefSeq names its product ATPase H+ transporting V0 subunit e1 (gene atp6v0e1). The transcript is spliced from 4 exons. Gene Ontology annotation, biological process: proton transmembrane transport. Lineage: Eukaryota; Metazoa; Chordata; Chondrichthyes; Rhinopristiformes; Pristidae. The coding region runs from base 55 to 300 and encodes 81 amino acids. Gene Ontology annotation, cellular component: proton-transporting V-type ATPase, V0 domain. Gene Ontology annotation, molecular function: proton-transporting ATPase activity, rotational mechanism. The record is from RefSeq and is a predicted model, not a curated record.